GGAAAAUAUAUUAACUUAGUUUUUAUAAAUUACCUUACGUUAAUUAAAGUUAAAUAUUUCCUUAAUAUAAGGUUAAACUAUUAUAUAGUAAUUAUAAACUUACUUAGGCCUUUAAAAAUAACCCCAGGGGUAAGGAAAAAAUAUAUUUUAAUAAAAUAUUAA
Trichoderma harzianum CBS 226.95 is the source of this 162-nucleotide messenger RNA. RefSeq lists its product as hypothetical. The record is from RefSeq and is a predicted model, not a curated record. The transcript has a single exon. The annotation marks the transcript as partial. Lineage: Eukaryota; Fungi; Ascomycota; Sordariomycetes; Hypocreales; Hypocreaceae.